This is a messenger RNA of Xyrauchen texanus (razorback sucker), 2679 nucleotides long. It is a transcript of the gene il20rb, whose product is annotated as cytokine receptor family member B16. The record is from RefSeq and is a predicted model, not a curated record. Bases 236 to 1165 code for a protein of 309 amino acids. Lineage: Eukaryota; Metazoa; Chordata; Actinopteri; Cypriniformes; Catostomidae. The transcript has 7 exons. Gene Ontology annotation, molecular function: interleukin-20 binding.
CAGUUAUGUUUCAAGGUGAGCUUGAAGCAGAGGGACAGGUGACAUGGGGAAAAAAAUAACUCCUUCACUGAGACGGUCUGUACAUCAGUCAGUGUCAUUCUCAACGGUCAUAUUACAAGCCUACACUCUCAAUAGAGACAGUGGGAAAAUAAUGGGAUCUUUCAGGUUGUGAUAAUUGAAGAGCAGUAAAGGGCUUGACCAGGACUGGCCAUUUACAAAGGUCGAAAAGGAGGUUAUGUUACAGAACAGUGUUUUGAUUAAGAGCCUGAUUCCUCUUCUCCUGCACUUCAUUGUAAACUAUUCAAGUUCACUCCCCACACCUCUAAACAUCUCAAUGCAGUCUGUAAACAUGAAACACAUCCUUAUAUGGAGCCCUUUGCAGGUGCCCUGUUCCACUGUCAACUAUACUGUGCAGUAUCAGGGGGAGUAUGAGUUACACAAACUGAAUGGAACUUGGGUGGAUGCAUAUGACUGCCAAGAGAUUAGUGAAAACAAGUGUGACCUGACUUCUGACCUGGCCGCCAACUCUGACUACAGCAUCCGCAUAAAGACAAAAUGCGAUGGCCAGAAAUCAUGGGCACAACUACCAGCGACCUUCAACAGGAUAAAUACUGUGCUGUUGGCUCCUAAAAUGAUGAUAGCUGUGGAGGGGGACCUCAUUCAGGUUGCCCUCAGUACAACCCUUCCUUAUAUGACUGUAAACCUUCAAGUCUGGAAGGAGGGGGAUGAACAGAAUGCUUUACUUCAUGUAAUCAGAGCUUAUCCCUAUCAUUUUUCCAUUGCUGCUCAUCGAGGGGAAGAGAGGAUGUGCUUAAAGGCAGAAUCACUCGUGGAGGUCAUUAACAAGAGCUGCAGCACUGACACGCAGUGCGUCUUCAUUCCUAAGCAGACAUCUGACUUUGUGAAGCCUUUGAUGGUGAGCAUAGCUGUGGUGGUAGCAGUUGCCAUUUCCUGUAUUUUGGGUUGGUCAGCAACACGUUUUGGUCCACAGAUCAAACAAAACAUUUGCCACAGAGAGCCCCUUCCUAAUGUACUGCUUCAUGACUGGCCCACCAGCACACCCAUUCUCUGUACAGAUUAUUCACUGGAAUCCACAGACACACUUUUGCAGCUCCACCCUGCAGAGAGUCAGUGUACUGCUGUAAAGGCAGAGGGAACGGUCUGAGUGAGGCAGCGUACAGAACAUGAGGCUGAAAAUCAAACUCAAAAUCAAACUCUUGAGCAGUUAUGUCUAAGAGAUCAUGGUGUGUAGAUGGACUGCUGUUACUAACUGCCGUUCAACCCAAAACAUGACAUUCUAUGGUAUUUCGCCUGAGGAAAAGGCAACUGAGAAGAAAAGUUUUGUGUCAGGCAUUUGAAUUAAACCAGCUCUUGGAGGAAAAAGGGACAGUUGAAAGAUUAACCUCUUCCAACAGAACUCAAAAGGAGCAUUGCGGUUCAGCUUGCAGACAGUACAGACAGACGUUACCAAGGUUUUUUCCUUGUUCAAGAAUGAAGAAUGCUAAAGAAUAUAAUCUGUGUCCUUUGAUAAUGAUUUGUGUUGAAUUUUAUGAAAAAUAAGUGUUAAUAAUGGUUGAUGCCGGAAACUCACAGCUCCAAAUGAUGGACCCAGAAGUCCUGUAGCCAUCUUAAAAACGUAACUGACAAAUGUGGAAAUAACACCUUAUUCUGAGAAAAAUUAUAAAAAAAAAGAAAUGGAGAACGGAACAGAAUUGUAUAUGCACCAAGGAAUAAUGUAUUUUCAGUUGGUCAUUAUAACACAAUAACCCCCAACAGGGAGACCAGGACCCCAACUGGAAGCAGAGGGGUUUUGUAAAACUCUGAAGGUUUAUAUUUUUUGCAAAAAUUACCUGCUGACAGUACAUUAAACCACUUAUUACAUGGCUACUUAAUAAAUAAAUCGAUACAUGGAAAUCAUAUCAGAAGAAAGAGACCCCAGACUGAUUUGAGAGGAAUGAAAAUAGCACAGCUACUGUAUGUAGAAAACAGUACAUUUUAAAGUUUUGCAGUCAUUACACAACAAUGACCGCAGAAUGCCAUGAUUAACCAAUCAGAAUUAAUUAUUUCAAAUAGCCAUGCAAUAAGAUACAGAUAACAUAUGUGGGGUGUAGGGGUGUAAAUAACGAAUUACAAAUACUCACUUUACAGUAAUUAAGUAGUUUUCCCCUGGAAUUGUACUUUUUUAAGAAGUUUAAAAAUUGUAUACUUUUACUUUUACUUGAGUAUGUUUUAAGUGCUGUAACUGUACUUUUAAUGUGCUAUUUUCCCACCAUCUGUGUUCGCUUCGUCCCUGUUCUGAUUAAAUUUUUAUCUAUCAACAUUAUUGGCUACAGAGAGUCUCAUGAGUCCCGUCAAAUCACAGACUUGAACACCAGCUGUAGAUAUGGCGCCAACUGUGGAGGAUGCCUCAAGCAGAGACAUUGCUCUAGCCUCAAGCACAGUUCAACACCUGGAAGGGAUUUUUGCAGUGAAAAAGGCCAAUCGCAUGAUUGUGUCAUGUGAGUUUAACUUGUUCAGAUAUCAGCAUUAAUCCUGCCUCUAAUUUGAUGAAACAUAUCGAGGUAAAUUUAAUAUUUCUUCUUACUAAAUUCUGUGUGUCUAUAAUGUAACCUUUAAAUGAGCUUUCUAUCACUGAGAUUAUUGGGUUGAUGUGAGAGAUUAAGGCAAUGUCAUCAAUAG